CAAAACCAAAAACCAAGAUAAGUACUUGUAUAACUUUGGCUAAUACCCUAACCUAAAGCUAUUUAAAAGUUGUUUUUUUUUCUGAGUAGUAUGAAAAAUGAAGAGUAAUAUGAUUAAAAUGGAUCUCAAGAUAAUCAGUAUACCCCUACAGAAGUUACAUACAAGGUGAAUGUUUCAUUCUGGUUAAAUCAAGUCAUCCUGCUGUCAUUAGAAAUCUCAGAGGUUCAGCCUUGUGGAAGGAUUUAAAGGCAACACUUCAACAAUAAUCGGAUUAGAAGGACUUGCAUAGCUACAUGGUCUAAAAAAGAGAUAAAAGAAACCAGAACUCAAACUCGCCACAAAGAAAGGCAGUGACCUGAGUGGUGCAGAAUCAACACGCUGUUCUGAGACUUUGAUUUUGAGAAUUAUCUAAAGUAGGGAUGCCUGCAGAUUUCAAUGGUUACUGGAAAAUGGUCAGCAAUGACAAUUUUGAGGAGUAUCUGAAAGCACUCGAUGUAAAUGUUGCUGUAAGAAAAAUAGCAAACUUGCUAAAACCUGACAAAGAAAUCCUUCAGAAUGGGGAUCAUAUGAUCAUUAAAACGCUAAGCACUUUUAGAAACUACAUCAUGGAAUUUGAUGUAGGAAAGGAGUUUGAGGAGGAUUUGGCUGGGGUGGAUGAUCGCAAAUGCAUGACCACCGUAUCUUGGGAUGGAGAUAAGCUGCUUUGUGUACAGAAUGGAGAAAAAGAAGGUCGUGGUUGGACCCAGUGGAUUGAAGGAGAUGAAAUGCACCUGGAAAUAAGAGUGUGUGGCGUCAAGUGUAAGCAAGUCUUUAAGAAGGUACAGUGAUCCUACAGCUGAGACAGAAGUGAAGAAUGGUAGAAUUUACAGAUUUACCACCAAAUCUCCAAAUGCUAGUAAUGAACAACAUCAGUGACAAGAGCAAACACAGAAAUGAAGAUCACAUUAGAACUGUAUAGUUAGAAUAAAAUUUUUUUAACAAAUCAUUUUAAAGACAUAACUGCAAAUAAAA
Messenger RNA from Calidris pugnax (ruff), 1011 nucleotides. It is a transcript of the gene RBP1, whose product is annotated as retinol binding protein 1. Bases 420 to 827 code for a protein of 135 amino acids. The record is from RefSeq and is a predicted model, not a curated record. Gene Ontology annotation, biological process: vitamin A metabolic process; retinoic acid biosynthetic process; fatty acid transport. Gene Ontology annotation, molecular function: fatty acid binding. Gene Ontology annotation, cellular component: cytosol; nucleus. NCBI's taxonomy places the organism in Eukaryota, Metazoa, Chordata, Aves, Charadriiformes, Scolopacidae. The transcript has 4 exons.